Messenger RNA from Penicillium oxalicum, 987 nucleotides. Its product is annotated as ER lumen protein-retaining receptor. The transcript has 3 exons. Gene Ontology annotation, cellular component: membrane; cis-Golgi network; endoplasmic reticulum. Lineage: Eukaryota; Fungi; Ascomycota; Eurotiomycetes; Eurotiales; Aspergillaceae. Gene Ontology annotation, molecular function: ER lumen protein retrieval receptor activity. The coding region runs from base 1 to 987 and encodes 328 amino acids. The record is from RefSeq and is a predicted model, not a curated record. Gene Ontology annotation, biological process: protein retention in ER lumen; endoplasmic reticulum to Golgi vesicle-mediated transport.
AUGAUGUUCAACCUCUUUCGUAUCUUGGCUGAUAUCUCGCAUGUUGCCUCGAUCUGUCUUUUGAUCUGGGCGAUACACCAUAAUAAGAGCGCGGAGGGUAUCUCCAUCUUGACGCAGAUGCUCUAUGCUGCGGUGUUUGUGACCCGAUACCUUGACCUGUUGAGCCCGAGUUCCUGGUCAAUCCGGGCUCAUGGCCCCGUAGUCAUCUGGAAUGUCUCGUUCAAACUGUUCUUCCUCUUGUCGACCUUCUAUACGAUAUUCAUCAUGAUGAAGGUCUUUCCGCGCACAAGAGAGCGAGAGCGUGCUUGGAAGCUCGGCAUCUACUCCGUGGUGGGCUCCGUGGUGUUGGCCCCAAUGGUAAUUCUCGUGUUUGAACAGGGCUUUCGGGGGGACUGGUUCUUGGAGAUUCUUUGGGCCUUUUCCAUCAUCCUCGAGUCCGUCUGUGUCCUCCCACAGCUGCUCCUUCUCCGUCAGACAACUGUACCCACCGUGAUCGACUCUUACUACCUGGCUGCCCUGGGCUCGUAUCGCGCCUUCUAUAUCCUGAACUGGCUCGUGCGCGGCUUUGGGCAUGAGCACUACUGGGAUCCAAUCGCCUUUAUCUUCGGAAUCGUGCAGACGGCCUUCUACGUUGACUUUGCAUGGGUGUACUAUUCCCGACAGCGGGUCAAGCUUCGUAAUGGAGGAGUGGUGGACUCGGACGACUAUAGCAAGAGCUGGCUGGUGAACCGAGUGGUCAACCUGGGGGCCAGUCGGGCCUCGGCCGAGGAAGAACAGCACCUACGCGAUGAGGAGGAGGGUGGGGAGGGAAGAUUCCACAACAACCGAUGGGGUGCACGAGGAGUCUCCAUUGCGGCGGAUGACACAUUGGAGAAUCAUGGGCGGCGUGGUGACUCUGAUGAGGAUGACGAAGGGACUGAAGGCGUAUUGGCAGACGACUACUUGGACGACCGGGAGCGUGCUCCACGGACUCGCACUACGGGCUGA